Molecule: messenger RNA, 1738 nt
Organism: Anas platyrhynchos (mallard)
Lineage: Eukaryota; Metazoa; Chordata; Aves; Anseriformes; Anatidae
Gene: SOSTDC1
Product: sclerostin domain containing 1
Biological process (GO): negative regulation of BMP signaling pathway; negative regulation of Wnt signaling pathway
Molecular function (GO): BMP binding
Source: RefSeq, a predicted model, not a curated record
GGGAAGAGGUCUUCGCAGGCUGCUGUAGGGAUCCCGCCCCUUUUGUGGCUUUUCAUUCUGAAGCUCUCCACAACUUUACACCUGAACGGAUGCCAAGCCUCUCUGAAUAUAUAAGGGAAACGUCCAAGAGCGACUGCAGAGUUCCCGGGAAGCAGCAGCGGAGAAACCUUUCACCGGGCUCCCUCGGAGACCGCCCCAGCCAUGCUGCUCCCUGCCGUGCACUUCUCCGCCUUGCUGCUCGCUUGCAUCUUCGCCAAAAGCUUCUCGGCUUUCAAGAACGAUGCCACCGAGAUCCUUUACUCGCACGUCGUCAAACCCGCUCCGGCGAGCCCCGGCAGCAACAGCACGCUGAACCAGGCCCGCAACGGCGGCCGGCACUACGCGGGCACGGCGCCCGAGCGCGGCAAUCGGGUUCAAGUUGGUUGCCGGGAGCUGAGAUCCACCAAGUACAUUUCAGAUGGCCAGUGCACCAGCAUCAACCCCCUGAAGGAGCUGGUGUGUGCUGGUGAAUGCCUCCCUUUGCCGCUGCUCCCCAACUGGAUUGGAGGAGGCUAUGGAACCAAGUACUGGAGCAGGCGGAGCUCGCAGGAGUGGAGAUGCGUCAACGACAAAACUCGCACCCAGAGGAUCCAGCUGCAGUGCCAGGAUGGAAGUAUAAGAACCUACAAAAUAACUGUGGUCACGGCCUGCAAGUGUAAACGCUACACCAGGCAGCACAAUGAGUCCAGCCACAACUUUGAGGGAACCUCUCAAGCAAAGCCCAUCCAGCAUCACAAAGAGAGAAAAAGAGCCAGUAAAUCCAGCAAACACAGUACAAGUUAGAAGUCAGACAUUCUCUCCUCUCUCAUCUCUUGCUCCUCCUGCCAAAACUGAACUCACCUGUAACCGUUUGCUUUACAGUUCUGACUGCUUAAAGACAAGUCUGCCAUUGCUGUGCUCUCAGCUGAUGCUGCACGCUUAUUGCUUUGACCAAAACCAAAAGGGGCAUUCUCAGCAUAUGGACGAUUUGGGUGAUUUUCCAAGUGCUCAAGAUGGGGAAUAAUACACGCCUUCCAAACCCACACUUUAAACUUCGACAUUUUCUCCUGCCAUGGAGGCAAAGAAAAGUUGCCACGAAUAUUCACUGAAGUCUAUUUUGUAAAAAGAUGCUCUGUUGUGUGUUUUCAUGAGAACAGUUAAUUAUCACGUCUGUUGCCUUCUCUAUCAUGUUUUAUGAACUUCUGACAACAGCUUAAAAUACAACACCUAGUAUCUGCUUUCAGAUUCAUUCUUAAAAAAAUGCCUUGCAUGCUCACCUUUCUUUUAUCUCAGUAUACCAAAAAUUAAAAUAUGCAUGGCAGCAAUCAAAAAGUAAAGCUGAACAAACUAUUUAUUUGUUGUUGUAAUUAUUUAAUGAGCUUUUAUGUGUAUUAUUUCCUUUCAAAAUGUUCCUAUGUUUAUAGCUUUUCUCAUGUAUCAAAGUAUUUUCCUAUGAUUUGUGGCUGGAUUAGAACAUACAUUUUGUAGAUAAUGUAAAAUAGAUGUUUUAGCAUUCUUGGUUUAUAUAUUUUCAUUUUGAACAUUCAUAGACGUAGAUGUUAUUUUGAAGUUGCAAAUUAAAAAAUGUUUUUUUUUUAUCCUCCACUCUGUAUUAUUUUUGUUUAAAAGUGUGCAAUCAAAAGACAGAUAUGACUUCCUUUCAAAUUAAUUUGUUUCUCUUUUUUUUUUUUGUACAAAAAUAAAUACUGCUAAGAAACUG